CGUAAUUGUGGAUGACUAUUCUCGUUUUACUUGGGUAUUGUUUCUAGCUAGCAAAAGUGAAGCUUUUCAAAAUUAUGAGUCUCUAACUAGGAAAUUGGAAAAUGAAAAGCAAUCUAAGGUUGCUAGCAUUAGAAGUGAUCAUGGUGGAGAAUUUAUCUCAGAAGAGUUUGAACUCUUCUGCAAUAAGCUAGGAAUAAGUCACAAUUUUUCUGCUCCUCGAACUCCGCAACAAAAUGGAGUGGUGGAAAGGAAAAAUCGGACUUUGAUUGACAUAGCUCGAACAAUGUUACAUGACUAUGGUUUGCCUAAGUACUUCUGGGCUGAAGCCUUAAAUACUGCAUGCUAUAUUACUAAUCGAGCUUUGAUCAUAUCUGGAAUUAAGAAGACUCCUUAUGAGAUUUGGAGAGGAAGAAAACCCAAUCUGAGUUACUUCCAUCCCUUUGGUUGCAAGUGCUUUGCAUUAAACACCAAAGAUCAUCUUGUGAAGUUUGAUGCCAAGUCAGAUGAAUGUGUGUUUUUAGGAUAUUCGAUGACUAGCAGAGCAUAUAGAAUAUUCAACAAAAGGACUUUCAAAGUGGAAGAGUCCAUAAAUGUGAUAUUUGAUGAAUCUGCUAAUGAGUGUUCAGAUGAGAUAGAUGAAGAUGAUUUUGGACUUGGUGGGAGCUAUGAUCUACCAAGGACAUCAAACACGGAGAAAUCUGAACCCAGAACGAUCAUAUCUGAAGAUCAAGAUAAAGCAGUAAGUACCACUAACUCUCCGAUCGAGGAAGACCAUGAUGUAAGGCAACCUCCUCCACAUAUUGCUAAACGUCAUCCUUCUUCCCUUAUGAUAGGAGGGCUAAAUGAAGGUAUGGUCACUCGCUCUAAAAACUCUAUUGUGCAUACUGCUUUUGUGUCAUUGGUUGAACCUAAAAACGUGUUAGAUGCCUUGAAUGAUGAAAACUGGAAUGCUGCUAUGAAUGAAGAAAUGGUUCAGUUUGAAUGAGCUAAUGUGUGGGAGUUGGUACCCAGACCACCUAAUAGAGUUAUUAUCGGGACUAAGUGGAUUUAUAAGAUCAAGUCUAAUGAAAAUGGGGUAGCAACUAGAAACAGGGCUAGGUUAGUGGCUAAAGGGUAUAAUCAAGAAGAGGGAAUAGAUUUCGAUGAAACCUUUGCCCCGGUUUCCAUAUUAAAAGCUAUUAGAAUGU
Linum trigynum is the source of this 1187-nucleotide messenger RNA. NCBI's taxonomy places the organism in Eukaryota, Viridiplantae, Streptophyta, Magnoliopsida, Malpighiales, Linaceae. The record is from the annotation of a GenBank genome assembly.